GAAGCUUGUCAGACCUCUUCAGGAGGAGUGCUGGAUGAAACAGGCCCCAAGUUCCUUCAGCACAGCUGAGCCCUUACCUGCCUGGCGGUGGUGAUCACUCAUCUUUAUCACUAUGGUGGGCCCCAACAGCAAUGGAUCCAGUGCCACAUAUUUCAUCCUAAUAGGCCUCCCAGGCUUGGAAGAAGCACAGUUCUGGUUGGCCUUUCCAUUAUGCUCUCUCUACCUUAUUGCUGUGCUAGGUAACUUGACCAUCAUCUACAUUGUAUGGACUGAGCACAGUCUACAUGAGCCCAUGUAUAUCUUUCUUUGCAUGCUUUCAGGCCUUGACAUUCUCAUCUCCACCUCAUCCAUGCCCAAAAUGAUGGCCAUUUUCUGGUUCAAUUCCACUACUAUCCAGUUUGAUGCUUGUCUGUUACAGAUGUUUGCCAUCCACUCCUUAUCUGGCAUGGAGUCCACAGUGCUCCUGGCGAUGGCCUUUGACCGCUACGUGGCCAUCUGCCACCCACUACGUCAUGCUACUGUGCUCACGUUGCCUCGUGUCACCAAGAUUGGCAUUGCUGCUGUGCUACGGGGAGCUGCACUGAUGGCACCCCUGCCUAUCUUCAUCAAGCGGCUUCCCUUCUGCAGCUCUAAUAUCCUUUCUCAUUCCUACUGCUUACACCAAGAUGUCAUGAAGCUGGCCUGCGCUGACAACCGUGUCAAUGUCAUCUAUGGCCUCAUUGUCAUCAUUGCUGCCAUUGGGCUGGACUCACUUCUCAUCUCCUUCUCAUAUCUGCUUAUCCUUAAGACUGUGUUGGGCUUGACACGUGAAGACCAAGCCAAGGCAUUUGGCACUUGUGUCUCUCAUGUGUGCGCUGUUUUUAUAUUCUAUGUUCCUUUCAUUGGAUUAUCUAUGGUGCACCGUUUUAGCAAGCGGCGUGACUCCCUCCUGCCCAUAAUCAUGGCCAACAUCUAUCUGCUUGUCCCUCCUGUGCUCAACCCUAUUGUCUAUGGAGUGAAGACAAAAGAGAUCAGGCAGCGCAUCCUGCGUCUUUUCCAUGUGGCCACACACACUUCAGAUCACUAAGUGUCAGUGUGAUCAAACUCUUUUUCAUGCAAAGUCUUCUAAUUCAGAAUUUAAUACCAACAUUUUGGAAGACAGUAUUAAGAGAAAAAAAUCUC
Nycticebus coucang (slow loris) is the source of this 1161-nucleotide messenger RNA. Its product is annotated as olfactory receptor 51E1. The coding region runs from base 113 to 1066 and encodes 317 amino acids. Gene Ontology annotation, biological process: G protein-coupled receptor signaling pathway. The transcript has 2 exons. Gene Ontology annotation, cellular component: membrane. The record is from RefSeq and is a predicted model, not a curated record. NCBI's taxonomy places the organism in Eukaryota, Metazoa, Chordata, Mammalia, Primates, Lorisidae. Gene Ontology annotation, molecular function: G protein-coupled receptor activity; olfactory receptor activity.